Messenger RNA from Passer domesticus (house sparrow), 3944 nucleotides. It is a transcript of the gene PSMG1, whose product is annotated as proteasome assembly chaperone 1. Gene Ontology annotation, molecular function: proteasome binding. The transcript has 7 exons. Gene Ontology annotation, biological process: proteasome core complex assembly. Gene Ontology annotation, cellular component: endoplasmic reticulum. The record is from RefSeq and is a predicted model, not a curated record. Bases 36 to 866 code for a protein of 276 amino acids. NCBI's taxonomy places the organism in Eukaryota, Metazoa, Chordata, Aves, Passeriformes, Passeridae.
GCUGAGGGCGGCGCCGCGCAGGCGCAGUGGCGGCCAUGGCGACCUUCUUCGGCGAGGUGGUGGUGGCCCCGUCCCGGGCCGGCCUGGACGAGGAGGAGGAGGCGCGGGAGGAGACGCCCGAGGACCGGGAGAUCCGCAGGGAGAUCGAGAAGAAAAGGGAGGUGGAGGUGCUGUGGGCCUGUGCCGAGCAGCCCCUGGUGUGCUCCAGGUUCGUCGUGGCCAUCGGGCGGAACGCUGCGGCUUUCCUGUCGUCUUUUAUCCUGGAUUCUGUGUGCUGGGAAGUGGUUGGGGUUGUGAAGCUGUGGAAUGAGUGGUGCAGAACAUCCAGCACCACAAAUGUGCUCCCCACAGACUCUUUCUGCUUGUUCUACAGAUUGAUAUCAGAUCCCACAGUUUUAUUGUGCCAGUGCAGUUGCUACGUGGCUGAGGAUCAACAGUUCCAGUGGCUUGAGAAGGUUUUUGGCUCCAUGCAGAAGAAAGGCUUGCAAGUGACCAUCCUUUCCACGUGUCCUGUAGCAGAUUAUAAAACUCAGGAAUCCACUCUGACACUUGUAUCUCCAUUCCUGAAAGCCUUGAAGACCAAAGAAUUCCAGGAGCAGGUCUGCUGCCCGCUGCUGGAGCAGCCCAACAUUGUGAGGGACCUUCCUGCUGCUGUGCUGAGUUACUGCCAGGUGUGGCAGAUCCCUGCAGUGCUGUACCAGUGCUACACUGAUGUCAUCAAGCUGGACACGGUGACCAUUGAAGCCUUCAAGCCUCUGCUCUCUUCUCAACUCCUCAAGAGUUUAGCCAAGGAUGCCUCUGAAAGCACAAAGAUUUUGAAGAAGUUCCUGACAGCCAGUGAAACUCACAAUAACAUCUACAUCUGACAAGGACAGCUAUGCUGCACUUUUGUAAACUCCAGUUUCUUCUCCAGAGGACUUCUGGGAUUUUUUUUUUCUUUGAAGCAGAGUAAAUUCCAGUAGAUUUUUACUUUUCCACUCAUUUUUGUUGCUUUUAACUUCAUCACUGAACACCCUUCUGCAUGGCUUGGAAGACUUUUUUCUGGAGUGACUUCAGGAAAGAUCUCUUGGAUAUGAAAAGCACCUCCUUUUUCUCCUCCUGAAGGGAUUGUCUUACCUAAAAGUAUUCCUUUUUUAUUUUACAGAGGAAAAUGCAGACAAGGAAUUCUGUCUGUAUCUAACAGGACCUCUCCCUUUUUUAGUUUAUUUUGGGAGCUGAAGGUUUUUCUAAUAUUUGAUAUUGUUAAAAGAUCUGUUUGUGAUCAAGAAAAUGCAUUCUCUGUUCUUUUCCAUCCACAGAGAAUUUUGCUUAUGUUUAUUUAUGGCUCCGUAUUUUUAAUGUAUAUAUUGGUACAAAAUGCAGUAAUUAAAGUAUGGUAAAUGCCUUUAAAACUUGCUAGUGAAAAAUAACCUCUCCUGGUCAAAGGGGCUGGCAGGUCACAGGCUGCUUCAGCUGGAUUUGCUGGGCAAACUGAUUUAAUUCAAAUUUGGGCAAUGGUAGGAAUAAUAAAAGAUCUCUUAGAGCAUGUGAUUUUUAGAGGAAAGUAAAAGGCUUUAAAGUGUCUCAGAAAAUUCUCUGGAAGUUGGUAACAAUUUCAGCAGUUUAUUUCAAGAAUUAACUAGGAUUGAGGUGCAGUUCUGAGUUGUACUCUGUUUAAAUUAACAUUUUGUUUAAGAAAAUUUUAUUGAAGUAUUAAUUUGCUCCCUGCUAAUUCUGUUCUCUGCUGGGUGCAGCUUUGAUUUACACUGGAUAUUUCUGAACAGUGUUUUCCUUCCCAGAGCUGUCACUGAUUUAAACUUCAGUUCAGGUAAUUACAGAUGAGCACAUCUUGCCUAAAGUGGUGCUGGAUUUUGGAACUGGAUUUUGGAAAAUUCUGAAGCUUUGCUGGGGUUUUUUCCCCAUUUUCUGUCCAUCCUUUUAAUUCAUAAAUUGGUUUUAUGUGUGAUCUGAACUGACAAUUCUGUUGUUUUGAAAGUUGGCUGCACCAUUUUCUUACUUUUAUGUGUUUGGUUGGUAAUAAAUAAAGCAGAUAACAAGAAAUAUCUUUAACAGUAAAUUAUGCAGACCCUUAGAGGAACUGUGAAUGUAUUUCUGGUAUUGGUGUGGUCACCCAGGCACUUGGCAAUGUUUUAAAACAGUUACUACAUUACAUUUAAUUCAGUUUUUACUACCUGGCUUUAUGCUGGGGUGUGAGAUGCUCCUAAACACCUUGAAUAAAAGUGGGAAACAAAACCAUGGCAGCCUGGGAGAGGAAAUCAGACUGAAACCUGGAGUUCUGGCAGAAUUCCUCAAGGGUUCACUAUUCUUUCUUGAAACCUCUCCAGAGCAGGAAAUGUUUAGGUAGAAUGUAGUAGGGAGGUACAGUAGGGCAAUGAAGUAACAGAUUUUAAUUUAAAAUUCUGCCUUUUCCCAUAAUUUGAUGUAGGAAGCAGCUCAUAUUCACCCCUUAAAUAUUUGGAAGCCUCAGAACUAAUGACGAACUGUGUCUCACGAGAUGUGAGUGUUGACUGAAGAUUUUUUUCCAUAUUUGAAUGUUGCUGCCUUUUUUUAUUUUCCUUUCUGUGCUCUCCAGUAUCUACCAAGAGGCUGCAGUGAGGCUUUCUUGUUUCCCAACAGCUGCUGGGUGUAAUCCUGGUGGGAGUUCACCAACUUCACACUUGUCAAAUGUGGCAGAUGGCUUCAGAGCUGAGGGGGAGAAGUUUGAAAUGGGAUUGUGUAAGGCUUGGUUUCCUGAGGUAUUAGCUAAAUGCAAAUUGUGAAACCAGAGUAAAACUGUGAGACUGGAAGAGGAUUUUUUUCCCUUUUUUUAAAGACAUUUAAGCCAUUUAUUACCUUUUUUUUAGAUAAGACUGAUCUGUCUUCUGCUGAAUGUCUUCCAAACCAAGGGCUCUUCUCAAGUCCACUCUCCUUUGUCACACUGCAGAAUUUAUUUAGUGGGCAGAGGUGUUUUCCCAUUCCUGAAGGCUCUGACUCCCAAAGUGAUGUAGCUGCAAGGUGCAUUUUGUGGAGGCUUCUUUGCUUUUGCCUUGGAAGCUGUAGGAGUCUGUGCAGUGCAGGCCACGGGUGUGAGAGCAGGUUUUUUGUACAAAGGUGCAGUCCAAGCCAGGUUUGGGCUGGAAGGGACCUUGGAGAUCUCAUUCCCAUCCCUGGGGACACCUGGCAGGGACACCUUCCACUGUCCCAGGCUGCUCCAGCCCCAGUGUCCAACCUGGCCUUGGGCACUGCCAGGGAUCCAGGGGCAGCUCUGGGAAUUCCAUCCCAGCCCCUGCCCACCCUGCCAGGGAACAGUUCCUUCCUGUUACCUAAUUUUUGGCACUGGGAGCCAUUCCCUGUGUGCUGUCCCUGCAUGCCCUGGAAAUUGUCUCUCUCCAGCUUUCCUGGGGCUCCUGCAGGCCCUGCAAGGCCACCCUGAGCUCAGCCCAAAGCUUCUCCUGUGCAGGUGAACAAUGCCAGCUGUGCCAGCCUUUCCUGCCAGCAGAGCUGCUCCAUCCCUCUGCUCAUCCUGGAGCCUCCUCUGGGCUCUCUGCAGCAGCUCCAGCUCCUCCUGGGCUGGGACAGGGCUGGGGCAGCUCUCAGGUGGGCUCUCACCUGAGAGGACACAGGGACACAAUCCCAAUCCCUCUCCUGCUGCCCACCCUGCAGUGGAUGCAGACAGGAUUCUCAUCAUUCCCAUUCCUCAUCCCACUGCACACCUCCAGGAAACAAUUUAAUUCUUUAUAGAUUCCAUGCUCACAUUGGCUCUACCCUGCAAAGUGCUUUGUUGCCAAAGCUGCAGAGGAAGAACAUCACUUCUGACAUGUAAUUCUACAAUUUUUGUGCCAAAAAAAUGAAAAAGGCAAGUAUUUUGUUCUACGUCAUUCUUUCUGAUUUGUUUAAUGUUCUGGAUUGUGUCUAAAACAUUGACAGAUCUAAACGAGCUAAAAAUAAAAUGAAAGUCAAAGAGA